Molecule: messenger RNA, 1884 nt
Organism: Knipowitschia caucasica
Lineage: Eukaryota; Metazoa; Chordata; Actinopteri; Gobiiformes; Gobiidae
Source: the annotation of a GenBank genome assembly
AUGAGUGAGGACUGGAUGCAGAGAGGAGGGGCCGUUACCCUGGACACCGAUGCCACCAUCCAUGUGUCCGCCACUGAUCUUGUGACGCAGGCCAGUCUGAAAGAUGGAAAGCUGCGUGCAAAUGGCAUUCACGAUUUUCGACAGGAGGACGAACAGCUCAGCCCGCUACUCGUGGUUGAGAAGGAGUAUUUAUUGGAUGGGAGGCUGAUCGACAAUAAUCACAAGGACAAUGGCAAGGAUCAAGCAACAUAUACCUCAACAUCUACAGAAACAAGUGCCCAUUUUGAAACUGCUCAGCCCAAAACGUUAGCAAGCACGCAACAAAACUGCACAGCAAGUGAAAUCCGAAACGGGGCGAGAGCAAAAGUGUCUUACCAUGCUGAUUCUACAACGCACAAUUCCGGCCAAACUGUACAGGAAGCGAACUGCUCCGAUCGACCAUCUGAGGACAGCGGCCAGGAAGCAGAAAAAAGCUUGUCGAAAAACGAAGAGCCAGAUUUAGUCAUCGAAGUUGGCGGACAGACGAUCAAUGUUCACAAGUCUGUGCUGGCGGAGAAAAGCGACUAUUUCAGAGCUCGCCUGUCACGAAAUGUCCUGAAAGUCAAAGGUGUCAGCUUCAAAACCAUGUCCACAUUGAUAAAUUAUGUUUACACAGCACACAUGAAUGUUAGCAAGGAUAAUGUCGUGGAUGUCAUCACCGGGGCCAAGAUCUUACAAAUCCCCUGUGCAGUCCAGGCCGCUAUGGACCGUAUGUCUGAGCAAAUCACAACACAGAACUGCUACGAGAUACUUACAAUAGCCAAAAAACAGCGUCUGAGCGAGCUGAAAGAGACUGCGUACGGGUUCAUGAGCGACAACUUUCUCCAGAUUUUGAAAGACCCCUCGGUUUAUGGGCGUCUCACUGGAUCUGAGAGAGAUCUGGUCUUGAGGAAGCGAAUGGAGGGGAAGCAGGUGCUCAUGGUGGCUGAGGUGAAUGAUGUUUUUGACCGUGUAGGAAGCAGGCCUCCAAGCCGCUGUGGAAGUCGCCCACAGAGUCCAUUGUCAGUGGGGUCUCUGGAGGAUAACCACAUGAUUUACUAUUAUAAUGAACUGGUCAAUGACUGGACAGCCUUGACUUCCAUGCCUGAUGACCUCAACACUAAGGGCUGUGGUAUCUGCACUAUGUAUAAUUAUCUGUUUGUGGCAGGGGGGAUUAAGGGAAAUGGAGACAAGGGUAAAGUUUCUGAUCGAGUCUUCUGCUACAAUCCGAUCUCCAACAGCUGGUCCGAAGUGCGACCUCUGAUCCAGGCUCGAGCCCAGCUAAAGCUAGUGUCUAUGGACGGUUACUUGUACGCAAUUGGGGGAGAAUGUCUUUUCACCGUGGAAAAGUACGACCCUCGCAUGGACCGCUGGACCACGGUGGCUCCUCUGCCCAAAGGAGCCUUCGCCGUGGCCCAUGAAGCCACAACCUGCAGCGGGGAGUUGUACGUCUCUGGAGGAUCUCUCUUCUACCGACUCCUGAAGUACGACCCAAAGAGAGACGAGUGGCAGGAGUGUCCUUAUAACAACAGCAGGAAAAAGUCCAGUGAUAUGGUGGCCCUGAAAAGCUUCAUCUACCGCUUCGAUGUCAACCGUGAGCAAGGAAUAAACGUGUUUAAGUACAAUACCAUAGUGAAAAUGUGGCACGACUGCGCUUCGCAAAAAAUCGGAAGCCUUUUGCCUUUCCGAUGUGCAGUCAUUGGAAAGUACAUCUACUGUGUCAACAAGAGCCAGACUUUGCAGUUUGUAGUCGAGGAGGAGAAUGCUUACUUUGUGGAGGAGAUGCUCAAGGCGCCAGUGGAGGCUCGGGGCGUGCUGUUCCCCUUUGUUCUUACGUUGCCUGCAAAGUCAGAGAAAGUUACAUAA